CGUCUGCUUUCUGAGCUCCCUGGACUUUCAGUGUGUGUCUGUCGGUGAGCCAGCGAGCGCCCCGGACUUUCAGUGUGUGUCUGUCGGUGAGCCAGCGAGCGCCCCGGACUUUCAGUGUGUGUGAGCCGCUCUCUGCUUCACUGAGAGAGAAGGAGAGAAGGAGGAGCAGAAAAGGGGGAGUACCUGAUUCCAGUCUCGCCCGCUGUGGGCUUAGAGGAAAAGGGAACAUUUCUCUCUCUACUAGUACGAAGGCAGCAAACAGCCAAUGUGCCUCAACUAUAGGAACUACACAACGACUGCCCUGCUGGGGGCUCUGGCUCUGCUUACUUCUACCAUGACAUAGCCUGCUCUUCCCCCAGGGAGACUAACCCACUGAGGGAACAGACAUGCACGGUGGGCACUACCAGGGAUCUAUGCUGCUGUCAGGUCCUGUUCAUCAGUGAUUUACCACGGAGGAACCAUGGUGAGCAAGGCGGAGGGAGAUAAAAGCAUGCUCACCAACUCCGAGUCGGAUUCAGAGGUGGCGCCCACCCCCUCCCCUUCCGCCUCGCUGGCCCUGGAGGUCAAAUACUCCUUCCUGGACACCAGCAGCAGGUCACAGCAGCAGGUACGGAAGAGAAACAAGGCCCUCCAGGUGAGAUUCAAGGACAUCUGCGAGGCGCAGAACGAGCAGAGAGAGGCCGCUCUACAGAUGGCCGGGAAGGGGGGCAAGCCAGGCUCCUACAAGGUCUGUAACCAACCCUCCCUUUGGUUCGGGGGAACAUGUAUGAAUGUAUUACUGUACUAGGACCAGUGGAAUAUAAGACACACGGUCCUGGGGACUCCGAGGGCUGCACAUUAGGCUUUUUAUUUCAUCAUGAGUUCAUGAUUUGAAUCAGCUGUGAAGAACUACGGUAACAGCCUAAAUGAGUAGCCCUCCAGGUCCCCAGGAGGGUGUUAGGUAAACCCUGGUUUAUAAUGUCUCAAAACGCUGAGUGGUUCUCAAUGUUG
Molecule: messenger RNA, 990 nt
Organism: Oncorhynchus mykiss (rainbow trout)
Lineage: Eukaryota; Metazoa; Chordata; Actinopteri; Salmoniformes; Salmonidae
Source: RefSeq, a predicted model, not a curated record